AUGUACAGCCCGACUCCCCCACCCCCCGUUCCGCCCCCGAAGCCCAGCAGCCACGACGCCAGCCGCCUCGGCACACCCGCCGCCUCCAACUCGCCUCGGCCACCACCACCAGUCCCAGACGACGCGUUUUCGAAAGCGAUGGAGGGGAAGGGGAAGUUCGUUUCCAGCACUACGACGACGAUGAUGGAUGCCUCGUCGGGCUUAAUACCGGCUUCGACGACGUCUACAAACGGAGGAGGAGGAGGCGCGGAGAAAGAGGUUGUACCGGAUCCGGGAGACCAGUGGCUACCGAAGAUAUUAGAGGAUAAAUCGAAACAAGACCUCGCCGACAUCCUGUCCAACCCCUCCCUCCUCUCGGCCCUGACGCACGCGCCCGCAACGGCCCACCCGUCCCUGACGUGCACGCGGGACGCGCUCCUGUCCGCGCUGGACGACAACGUGGCGCUGGCGACGCACCUCGCGGAGCUCGAGGCGCGGCUCGCGCAGCAGCGCGGCGCGGCCCAGGCGCAGCUGCUCUCGACGCACGCGCUCGAGCGCCAGUGGCGCCAGAAGCAGGCCGAGAUGGACGCCGCGCUCGCGCCCUUCUCGCCCGCCGCCCUGUACGCGCGGCUCGGCCAGAGCCUGGCGGAGCAGGAGGCCGUGUGCCGUGCCCUGGAGGAGAGCUUUCUGGACGGGGACGCCAGGGGGAGCAGCGGCGGCGAGGAGGAGGGCGCGGGGCUGGCGUCGGAGAGGGAGACGCUCGAUUGGGUGAGGCGGUAUCGCGACGCGAAGAAGUUGUUGUAUUUGCGGCACGAGAGGCGCGAGAGGUGGAAUGAGCACCGCGUUGGGGGGUGGCGGUGA
This is a messenger RNA of Daldinia caldariorum, 840 nucleotides long. RefSeq lists its product as uncharacterized. NCBI's taxonomy places the organism in Eukaryota, Fungi, Ascomycota, Sordariomycetes, Xylariales, Hypoxylaceae. Bases 1 to 840 code for a protein of 279 amino acids. Gene Ontology annotation, biological process: protein targeting to vacuole; protein targeting to membrane; ubiquitin-dependent protein catabolic process via the multivesicular body sorting pathway. The record is from RefSeq and is a predicted model, not a curated record. The transcript is spliced from 2 exons. Gene Ontology annotation, cellular component: ESCRT I complex.